AUGAAAGAGGACGAUGAGGACGGUGGAAUAUCAGUGGAAUUUGAUCAAUGUAGACAAGAAGUAAAUUUUUACACGUCUUGUCUAGAAGAUCGAGGAGAUGAUUGUGGAGACAUAUCGAGAUCGGAUUCGGCAGUUUGUCUCAACUCUGCACGAGAUCCAUUUCCAGCUGUUUUACAAAAAUUCAAUUCCUCUCGGCGGAAUCACCAACUACGAACUUUUCCCGAAAUAAAUGUGAAAAUGUGUCAAGUGUUGAGAAAAGAAAUGGAAAAACAAAGGAACGGAACGGACAGCUACUUACUCACACAACAGAGAUUAUCAAUUCACCUGAUUGAUUUUGUGGAUCUACCCCUCAAGAAAAAUACGGAACGUCGAAUUUGGACUGAUCGGGUGACUGUUCCUCUGUACACAAUGACAGAAAGUGGACUCGAUGUGAAUUCUGACUAUUUCUUUCCUAUGGAAUCUCCUUAUGCUGCUAUUCAAAAAUCAUAUCUGCGAUCUCUAGCUGACAAUCUCACCCGAAGUCACCGAAAACUUAUUGAAAUUUGCGAUUUUGUGGAGAGAUGUGGAGAACACAGUCAACUUAUGCUGCCUACUCUUAUCGCUGUUCUAUGUGAUUGGGUUAAUGGAUUUCUUCGAGAUCAUACGCACAAGUUAGAUGAAUUGAGAACGGAACGACUUGCCGAUCCACUUCUAACUCUCGCCCGACUGAAUCCGAUUAUUGAAGAUGUAGAAAUUGUGAGAUCGAUGAUUGGUGACGACGCAACAAGACAUGUAUGGUUAUGGGAAGAUAUUGAGGCAUCGUGGAAUCGAGUUUUCUUGUUAACUCAACAUGAAGCUAUUGGGAAAAAAAGAAAAGUUGUGGAGAAGUUACAACAAAAAUGGAUUGGAUCUCUACUCUCAACAAUGGACCAUAUCUUCGAAAUUGGAAGAGUUCCUGCGGGAAUUGUGCAUUUUGUUCUACAUAAGUAA
This is a messenger RNA of Caenorhabditis remanei, 969 nucleotides long. RefSeq lists its product as uncharacterized. NCBI's taxonomy places the organism in Eukaryota, Metazoa, Nematoda, Chromadorea, Rhabditida, Rhabditidae. The coding region runs from base 1 to 969 and encodes 322 amino acids. The transcript is spliced from 5 exons. The record is from RefSeq and is a predicted model, not a curated record.